This is a messenger RNA of Austrofundulus limnaeus, 970 nucleotides long. It is a transcript of the gene dtd1, whose product is annotated as D-aminoacyl-tRNA deacylase 1. The record is from RefSeq and is a predicted model, not a curated record. Gene Ontology annotation, molecular function: D-tyrosyl-tRNA(Tyr) deacylase activity. Gene Ontology annotation, biological process: tRNA metabolic process. Gene Ontology annotation, cellular component: cytoplasm. Lineage: Eukaryota; Metazoa; Chordata; Actinopteri; Cyprinodontiformes; Rivulidae.
UGGGAGGAGAACAGGUGAGCUCCAUCGAACGUGGACUCUGCGUGCUGCUCGGGAUUUCAGUGGAGGACACACAGAAAGAUGCUGAGUACAUGGUGAGGAAGAUCCUGAACCUGCGGCUGUUUGAGGACGAGAGCGGCCGGGCGUGGAGUAGGAGCGUGAUGGAGCGAGAGCUGGAGGUUCUGUGUGUGAGUCAGUUCACACUGCAGUGCAUCCUGAAGGGCAACAAACCCGACUUCCACGCUGCCAUGCCCGCCGGGCCGGCCCAGAACUUCUACAGCAGCAUCCUGGAGAACCUGAGGAGCGCCUACAGACCUGACAGGAUUAAAGAUGGAGAGUUUGGAGCCUUAAUGCAGGUCCACAUUCAGAACGAUGGACCGGUCACCAUCGAGCUGACCUCACCCCCCAGAACCACCGACCCGAAACAGCUGUCGAAGCAGGAGAAGCAGCAGCAGAGGAAAGAGAAGACGCGCUCUAAAGGACCCUCAGAGUCCGGCAGGGACAAGUGGGGCCCGCGGUCCAAAGAGGACCCCRACACCAGCAGCGGGGCCGAGGGGGACGUGUCCUCAGAGAGGGAGACCUGAAGACAGGACAAAAAAAACUGAGACCAGUUCCAUCAGGAUCUUGUCCUGGUCUGAAGACCUCCUGGGUCCAGAAUUAGCAACAGCCCGUCUAACGUCCUACAGAGUCCCCUCAGAGACACAGUCCUCUCAGUCCAUCAGAGUCAAGCAGGACAGUUGUCUCAGUUUUAUGAGACUAAAGGAUCCAGCAGGACCAGGACCAGGACCAUCCGAUGGAUCAGCAGAACUUUACAUCCUGAGUGUUUUCAGAUGAUCUGACAAAGUAAUGAAAGUGGACGGACCAGAAACCUGUCUUUAAAUACCAACCAUUAGUCGUCCAGCUGAUGUCCUCCUGUCCAGCAGGGACGUGUUUUUCAGGGUUUAUAAUUAAAAUAAAUUUAUUGUCUGUUUAA